AUGAAAAUGCUUGAAUGGCCUUUUUGUGUGAGGCUUAUUAUUGGUCCACCGUCCAUCGGUGCUAGAAUAAGAGGCUCUGCUGUACAAAAUGAAUUAAUCGUAGCCUCACUUACUGAACUCAAGCCUCUCUUGCUAAGUCGAAAAUACGCUUCAAAAGAGCUUGCUGACAGCGACGAUGCUGAUGUGUUAUCGAUAGUUCGUUCUUCAUCAUCUAAGUCAAAGAAGCUGUCAAGAAUGGACAAGUUGGAAUAA
Messenger RNA from Parnassius apollo (apollo), 252 nucleotides. NCBI's taxonomy places the organism in Eukaryota, Metazoa, Arthropoda, Insecta, Lepidoptera, Papilionidae. The record is from the annotation of a GenBank genome assembly.